Messenger RNA from Anopheles coustani, 2832 nucleotides. RefSeq lists its product as uncharacterized. The coding region runs from base 1 to 2832 and encodes 943 amino acids. Lineage: Eukaryota; Metazoa; Arthropoda; Insecta; Diptera; Culicidae. The record is from RefSeq and is a predicted model, not a curated record. The transcript has a single exon.
AUGGUGAACUCCAGCUGUAAAAUGUCACAAGCGGCGCUGUUGAUCGUCGGUACGUUCGUGUUGGGAUCGUUGGCGGGCCUUACGCCGUUGGGUAAAGAGAGACCGCGAACCCUGCAGAUGAUCGGUGCGACGAACCCUCGCAUGCUGCAUCGGAUCAGUGCCGACCUGCAGCCGGACACGUCCAAGGUGGUGCACAUCCAGGUGCCGUACUACAUCGAUCGGCCGAAAGUACGCACGAAAAAGUUCAAACCAUGGAUCCCCCGUGGACACCGGUUCGCGACUUCCGGUGGCCAUCUGCCGGUGCAACAACUAUCGAUAGGUACAGCCACUUUUGGUUCACCGUUCCCUCGAGAGAUUCCGCUCAAGGGUAUUCCGAUCGGUGCAACCGGUGAGUUCCUGCAGACGGGGGGAGCGGCUGGUGGUAGCAGUGGUCCCGGACCUUACGAUACUCCCUUCGUGCCGGUGAUGAAACCGAGCCCCGUCAACCCACUGCACCCACCGGAACGGCCGACACCGGAGAUUAUGUUCGAACCGAUCAGCAUCCUCCCGCUGGAAGCGCCCUCGUUCGAGACGCUACGCAAUCACGUCAACUUCCUCAAGCAAAAACAACAGGCUUUCUUCGAGGGGCAAGGUCGGGAGUUCGGGUUCAGCGGUGCCAUCGUUCCGGAAGAACUGGACUACUUCGGAAAGCACCAUGGAGGUGCCAUACACAACGGGGAUGUAGGCGAUGGUGUGGAGGAAGGCGAGCGCAACACCCUUUCGGAGGAUGACUUUGGCCAGAACGAUCGGAAGUACGAUCGGCGGGGAAAGGUUCUGGUGGGCAGCGAGGAAGCGCAGUCGGGUGAGGCCGACUUCUAUGACUCCGAUGGCAAGCAGUACAGUGACGACGAUUUUGAGGAUUCGCGCGAAGAAGCGGACCGGGUGGCGGCGUUUGAGCCGAAGAAGGUCUACACUCAGGUGCGCCAUCAGGAGACGAUACGCCACGUGCCGAGGCGUGAGCAACCGGAGGAGGAAGAGGAAGACUAUAACGACGACGGUGCACGAGACAAUGAGGAUGAGGAAGAGGAUGAUGAAGGCGAGGAGGGAAGAGAAGAGGACGGUGAUGAUGACGAUGAGGAGGAAGACGACGAGGGCGGCGGCAAUCGGGCGUACGCUCUGUCGAAAGGAUCGGACCAUCACCAACCGAUCAAGGAGCGGGUGAAAGAGCAUCGGAAAAAUAUCGUCUACAGCGAGAAGGGACGUGAGGCGCAAAAGUUUGACCACGGUUCGGAGGAGCGAUUCGGUGAGUUCGAGCAGAACCAGACGAGCAAACCGAGGCGCGACUCAAAAAAGUCCAAACGAAACCGAAUCAAGCGAUCAGAACCGGAAGGGGCUAAAACCCCGUCCGACGCUGAGGAACGCUUGCGAAGUGAGGUAGUGGACGUGCUUGCUUAUAUUAUCUUAGGGAAUGCUUCCAACAUAACCUCACUUCCCCAACCGGAAGCGCUGACCGAUCCUCGGGAGCUGCAGGGCGAAGAGUUACUGCGGUUUUUGGAUGAGGCGAUCCAGAACACAACCCAGUAUCUUCCUGAGCCAGCUCUGGAGGGUGGCGAAGUGAUAAGCAUCGUGUCGCCACCGAGGAACGUCGUGAAGUUCCCGUACUACAACCGACCGGCGUCCGAGAUCGACGUCGAUUCCGCCCUCCGGUAUGCCGAGAACCUGACCACCUUCAGCGGGGGACUGUACGGUAGCAAAGCCGGAGGAGUCGAGUGCAACGAGGUGGAUGUGGAGCUGGAGGACGAACCGGAACCGAUUGCCGAGGGUGGGUCGGACAAUGGUUUCCGACCAAUCAAGCGCCUCAAAGGACUGGGUGACAAAAUUGACUGUUUGAAGGCGAAACACUUUGGGCGCGAACCGCUUGACAAUCCUCUGUUUAGGGAGGAGUUUGUGGGAAGUCCGAGGAAAGCGGGAUCCAGUGUGGUGACGCUGCCGCAACAACCCAACCCGGCCGUCGCAGUGUACAAUGACGUGAUACGACACAUCAAGAAGCACCUGGCCAGUCAGCAGCGUAACAAGAACUCCAAGUCGGACACGGACCAGGACACGGUGAUGAUUGCCGUGCCGAGGGUACUGAACCUGGAUGCCGACGGGGACAGCUCGGACGAUCGGUUUACGAUCGACGUCGGGCGGAGACGGGAACCACGGCUUGCCUUUCCCCAGGCAAACCCGCUUCCAGUCUCGAAUCACAUCAGCGUUCCCAUCUUCGAUAUCAGCAAGUAUGUGCCUCGGUUUAUGAUGCGCGCGAACGACGAUCUCUUCGCCGAUGACCUCGAAGACGCCAAGCUGAUUCCGCUCCGCCCCCGGCCUACUACACCAGCGCCGUUCGUACCGGUCACGCCACGUCUCAGCACACCGAAGGUGCGUCUUCAGACGUUGGUCAAGACGGCCGAACAGCUGGCCGAAGGGGCAGUCGCCGUAGAGGAGGGAGUGGAGCGGCAACUCACCACGGCACAACCCGUACGGGACGACAUUGCCGAUGCGUUCGAUGAUGUGAUUACGAAGCGACCGGAACCACCCGCCCCAUUGCCACCGAUUCAUCAGUACAGUGUGGUGGAGCAGGAUCCAAAAGAUGGCGAUCCAGAGCCCACGUUCAACAAGUCGGGACCUCCGUAUGCGGCGCUAGCCCUGGAACCGCCGGUAGCGCAGAGCAUUCUCAAGCAGCGGAUUGCCCCGAUCGAGCGGAACCAGCUCGAUUUCCACAAGGGCAAGAAGCGAUCGCCAAAGAUUCCGGCACGCAAGUCCCGAAGGCCUACCGGGGUGACGCGCAAGAAGGUGCUGGUAUUCUACCACUGA